Molecule: messenger RNA, 417 nt
Organism: Vidua macroura (Pin-tailed whydah)
Lineage: Eukaryota; Metazoa; Chordata; Aves; Passeriformes; Viduidae
Gene: SPINK2
Product: serine peptidase inhibitor Kazal type 2
Exons: 4
Coding region: 57-299 (80 amino acids)
Molecular function (GO): serine-type endopeptidase inhibitor activity; protein binding
Source: RefSeq, a predicted model, not a curated record
UCCCGCGCCGCCGCGGCCGUUGCGCCCCGAGCCGCUGUCGCCGCUCAGUUGGCGACAUGGCGCGGCCGCUGGCGCUCCUGCUGCUGCUGCCCGUCCUCCUCGCCGGGCUCCUCUCGUGUCCCGGAGCCAUGGCCAGCUACCCGCCCAACUGCGCCCAGUAUGGGAAGUAUAUGUGUCCAAGGGACUACCAUCCAGUUUGUGGCACUGAUGGGGAGACCUAUGGAAACGAGUGUGUGCUCUGCCUUGCUAACAGGGAAGAUCAUACACAUAUAGAAAUUCUCCGAGAGGGACAUUGCUGAUAUGACAGAUGGCCACUUUUCAAGAAAAUAAGAGGGUCACAGACAAUCCAAAUGGAAACAAUGCCUUAACUGUUCCUUCUGUGUAGCCUGUCUUAAUAAACAAACUUGCAUAUUUAAA